CAAACUAUGUUCUCUAAAUCGUACACAUUGUCAAAAGUGAAGGUUAUAAAACUCUUAUAAAAUCAUGCUCACACUCAAAUGGAGAACAUGCUCAAGAUUUUUCGAGUAUGUUUCAAAGCCUACUUAGAGUUAUACCCAAAACAAAAAUGGCUGAGUUUGAGUACGAUAAAAGUUUUAUAACCUCCAGGCCUAGAUGUUUCAAACAUACGGAACAAAAUUCCAUUGACGAUUCCUUACACGAAUGUAUAUCUACUAUCGUGAAGACUUGGACGUAAUUCUAUUAAUUUUUACCGUUGACCCAUUAACUUCCUCAAUUGUGAAUGUUUUACUUUCAUAUGGAAAUAACUCGUCGAUAUGGACGGUUUUUAUGCAGUAACUCUUCUGACAAUCAUUUGGUUUUCGUAUUUCGAAAUGUCAGGCGCUUUGAGGUGUUUAGGAAGAAACGGCAAGUUUGAAUGCUGCAAUGGUUAUAGGUGGAACGACACGACAAAAAACUGCAGUACAAGGUGUCUUCCCGGGUACUUCGGAGACAACUGUACCAGCCACUGUAGUCCUGGUCGGUAUGGGGAGGGCUGUGCUCGGGUAUGUACGGGGUGUGAGAAGGCUAUCUGCAAUGUUUCCUAUGGAUGCCCGGUCACAACAGAAGCACCAUUGGCACCACUUCGACAAUAUCAAAGCACUUAUCUCCGUCUUAACCUUACAGAAACCACUGAGAAUAAACACGAGGAGGUCUGGCAGAUGAUAUCUGCCGUCUUCUCGGCUGGAACAUUUGUCGCUGUCAUCACAGCGUUAACCAUCAAAUGUGUUGGUAGGUGGAGAACAACUACCGGGGCAGCAUCAGAGAGUAAGGGUCCCGUGUUAACUAACCAGAACUACCAGGCACUAAACAGCAAAACCGUCUUCAGUGGAAUGGCAAAUGUCGUGAUCAGCUUAAACACAACGGAGAAAAACUUCUCAGUCGUCAUGAAAACUGAAGAAAGUGCAGCAGCAUUUCAGUUAGAUGGUGUGGCGCCAAACGGUAUCACAACUUCUGGGAACACGUGGAACGGAAGUGAAAAGGUCUACGAAUCACUUCAAUAGUCAUUGCAUGUCGAUCUAAAACCUUUGAAAAUGAAUCAAAGACAACACGAUUUUCCUAUAAAAUUUACACAAUAAGUGACUGUUUUCUUACAUCUAUAUAUGUACAAUGUAUUCCAAUAUGGUGCGACACAUAUAUAUAGAUAUAGGAAUCUGAUAAAUUGUAUUCCUUAGUCAGAACUUUGAGAUUUGUCAUUCACAGUCACGUGUAUACAAUGUCACUAUUGUAAUAUGUAUAAAACACUACUGCUAAUGUUAUGUUAUCAUUAUUACAGUAAUAUGAAAGAAAUAAAUUUGGUUAAUAUACAGUAA
Ostrea edulis (European flat oyster) is the source of this 1389-nucleotide messenger RNA. RefSeq lists its product as uncharacterized. NCBI's taxonomy places the organism in Eukaryota, Metazoa, Mollusca, Bivalvia, Ostreida, Ostreidae. Bases 355 to 1080 code for a protein of 241 amino acids. The transcript has 4 exons. The record is from RefSeq and is a predicted model, not a curated record.